This is a messenger RNA of Fusarium tjaetaba, 1002 nucleotides long. RefSeq names its product e3 ubiquitin ligase HERC6. The transcript is spliced from 3 exons. Lineage: Eukaryota; Fungi; Ascomycota; Sordariomycetes; Hypocreales; Nectriaceae. The record is from RefSeq and is a predicted model, not a curated record. The coding region runs from base 1 to 1002 and encodes 333 amino acids.
AUGGAUCUCCCAGUACGAACCCCUUCCUCAGACCAAACCAUGGAGCUAUACGCAACCGGCUUCAAUGCGUGGAACCAACUCACAUUCGACCCUUCGCCAGCCGACGAAGAGCCUGACGAUGUAUUCACUUUCACAAAAGUAUUGGCAGCCGAGUCGAUUGGAAGAAUUGCUUCAGAACUGAGCUACACUGUGGCUCAACAAGAUACAACUUGGGCCAUCGCUGGAUCAUCCCCUGGCCAGCUUCUUCACCGUGAGGAUAGCCAAGGACUUCUAUUCAACUCUCCAAGUGCUGUUUCAGGGGAUGGAAAGGUCUUAGCUGCUCAGGACUCGGACUGUUCAUCCUUAAAUCACGCCACUGUUCAGUAUUCGUCUUUGGCAGCAUGGAAAGCCAACAAGAGUACCGGUUCCUGGUCUUGCAAAUCUGCUGUCCGCCAGAUAAAAGCUUACGACGCCGGCUUCAUUAUUCUUCUUGAGGAUGGGACCGUCCUAAGCUGCGGUGACCCACGAUUCCGAGACUGCCUCGGCCGUGAAGUGGACGAGUCCUCCCCUGCCAACGAACCUGGAGUGAUACAAGAUCUGAGUGAUCUCGGCGAGCCUAUCAAGAAGAUUGCAGCAGCGGGAUACACAGCUGCAGCUUUGACAGAGAGUGGCGGACUGUAUCUCUGGGGUAUGGCAGCCCCUGGCUCACACAGCCGACACAACGUAUUUCAAGAUAUCACCGAGUUACCGAACUACUUCGAGGUUGAUGGAGACAAAGACGUGCAGGAUAUCGGACUCGGAGAAUCACAUGCCAUUGCUCUUACGACUGAUGGUUACAUCUACAUAAUAGGGAGUAACACAAAUGGCCAAAUUGGUCUUGGGAAAGAUGCUCAAGAUCCAAUUUUAUCAUGGAUCAAGAUCGAUUUCACGCCCCCUGAGGGUUGGGCAAUUGUUGCCGUUGAGGCUGGCCCCAGAUCAUCAUUCAUAGUCACAGAAAAGGUAAAGCAAUCUCAAAGCUCAUAA